GCUCGAUCAAGUACCUUUGCUUUAUCCUGCUGAGAAACUGUAGUAAAGGGGCAACGUAGAUUUCAACUUGUUAAUCCACAAAAUCAACCAUGGUGUCCAAGAAAGCGAAGAAGCAACAAGACUCAAUGAACAGUCGUCUCAAGCUGGUCAUGAAGUCCGGUAAGGCCAUGCUCGGGUACAAGGCCUCCGUCAAGGCUCUGCGCAAGGGGAAGGCUAAAAUGGUCCUUGUCGCCUCGAACUGUCCGCAUUUGCGUAAAUCGGAAGUCGAGUAUUUGGCCAUGUUGGCCAAGACACAGGUACAUCACUACGCCGGCGACAACACGGCCAUGGGAACCGCUUGCGGAAAAUUCUUCAACUGCUCCGUUCUUUCCAUCACCGAUGCCGGUGACUCGGACAUCCUGACAAGUGGAACCAAGGAGUAAAGUAAACCUAGUUCCGUUGAUAAAUGCGUAUUCUUCGUGCGGAAGCUCGUCUCGUUCAUCCUAUUGCGCUGGUUGCUCUUCCAACAUCCUCGAUAGUAGGAGUAUUUUAAC
Molecule: messenger RNA, 533 nt
Organism: Phaeodactylum tricornutum CCAP 1055/1
Lineage: Eukaryota; Bacillariophyta; Bacillariophyceae; Surirellales; Neidiaceae
Exons: 2
Coding region: 90-422 (110 amino acids)
Cellular component (GO): cytosolic large ribosomal subunit
Molecular function (GO): structural constituent of ribosome; RNA binding
Source: RefSeq, a predicted model, not a curated record